This is a messenger RNA of Caenorhabditis auriculariae, 4944 nucleotides long. Lineage: Eukaryota; Metazoa; Nematoda; Chromadorea; Rhabditida; Rhabditidae. The record is from the annotation of a GenBank genome assembly.
AUGCAAGGCGAUGGAUUUGUAUACGACGGUGGUCCAGGAGGCGUGGGUCCGGGAAACGUGGCCGGCGGGAGCGGAGGAGGACUGACGAGCGUUCCCGCCGGCUCACGGCUUCACCAGUACUUGGGAGCGAAUCGACAGGGUAUUACUUUGUUUUUUUCAAAUUAAAUAUCACAGUAACUGGAUUUUUGAAAAAGUUUUUCUUUACUUCCAAAAAUACAAGAAACAAAAAAACUUUAUUUUUUUGUCUGUUUCUAGCUUCAUCAUCUUUCGGCGGAUCACACCAUCAAUUACAUAUAAAUGUGAGUUUCUUUUCCUUUUCAAGAAGCUGAAAAUUUCACUUCAGGCCCCUCCUUUUAUUCCGAAGCAGCAGUUCUCACAAAUGUCUCUGAACGAAGCACCAAAUCUGCCUCCAAAUUUACCUCCGUAUGGAACUCACAAUCAUCGGGGUUUCGGUCAGUUUUUGAUCCGAUUGAGAACUUUUUAAUACCUUCAGCUAAUUCUGGAGCUAAUCCGGUUCCAUUAUUGGAAACUCCUCCACAGCACCCACCGCCGGCUCCUCAUGUGCGACCUUAUCAACAGGUGUAGUCGAAAUGUCAAGUUAAUCAAAUUAAAAAGUUAGCUGAAAAUUGAGUUGAUUUUUUGUUUUCGAAACAAUGGAAGUUUUUCACCUAAAAAAACUAGAUCUGAAUUGAAUAGUUUUUUUAAACUUUUUGUUAGUUCGUAGAAGGCCUCAGCCAAACCGAAAAAGCCAAAAAUUAGUGGUCCUUUUUGUAAGAUCUACACACAUGGUAUUCAAUGAAGAAAACCUUUUUUAUGUUUUUUUUGCUUCGAUUAAAAUUAGUUGCAAGCCUUUUGUAAGCUUUUCUUUAGUGUUAUUAAUGUCAUACUAUCCGUUAAUUAGAACAACUUUUUCUUGCAGGAAACGCACGGCGGAACUAUUUAUUUCUACCCGCCUCCACAAAACGAGCCGCCGGCGGAGGAAGUAGCCUCUUUUGAUCCCGAACUUCCUUUAGUUGUUCCAGAAGGCCACACGAUCGUUGUCAGUUAUUUCUUUUCAGUUGUAAUGCUACUCAAAUUUAUUCGCAAAACAUUUUUUUGUCAAAAUUUGGGGCAAAUCCGGUGAAAUUUGCAGAAUACAAACGGCUGUUUUUCCUAUCAAGGGCCGUUGCCUCACAUUGGCAAAUUCAGGCCAAAAGGAGCGUUGGGCAAUAAUCAGGCACAGUUCAUUAAUCCCGAUUUGAAACUGGUACUUGUGUCCAUUUCUUCUCCAUUUGUACGUUUGUAUUUUGAGGAACUCAUCAAUCGGCAACUGGCGAUCGAUGCACGCGCCGAUCCUGUCGUUUAUCCAGAUCUCCCAACACAAGUUCAUUUGAAUAGUUUUGAUGAAAAUUUGGAAAAAAAAGAACAUUUUCUGCUUCAUCAAAAAUUGAACUGUUUUACUGAAUUCGCGAGGUCCUUGGUUGGAUUUUUUUAAAAAUGGAAAUUUCGAAAAAGCGGGCGCCGAAAAAAGUUGCUAAAAGUUUUUAAUUUCGAAAGUUCAUUUUGAUUGUAAUGUACAUAAGAAAAGUAUUUUUGUCUGAGCAAAUAUCUCGAAAAUAAACGACUUACUUGUGCGGAGAAAAUUCUUUCAAGACUUGAAUCUUGAUGAAUGUGUAGGUUAAGAAGCUUCCGGCUUUCAAAAUCAUCAUCUAGUAAAUAAGAGAUCUUUAAAAAUCUAUAUUCAGAAAACUGAAAAUAUUUUGCCUUCAUUGAUUUUCCGACACUGUGAACCUGAAAAAUGAAAUUUGUGAGAAUUUCUAAGCACAAAUUCUAGGUGGACCAUCUGAACAAUUUCGUCCCUCUGGAAAACGUGACGAUCCAACAUCUUUCGCAGACGACUUACAAGGCGAGUUCUGUGCGAGACGGCGUCGCUUAUUGCGUCCGUCGGAUCCACGGUAGGACUCCUUCCGGGUGGGAAAACGUCUUUCCGAUGCCUCAGGGUUCCGUUGUCAGUCUCCGAAGCAACUCCAACCUCUGGAGAACUGGAAGAAGCUCGUCCACGUGAACGUCGUCCAGCUGCGCGAGUUCUUGCCCAACUCUCGGCAGUUCGGCGACACGUGUACGUCUUUUUCUCGCUACAAAACGACUGUUCCAAUCGAUUUCAGCUCUGCUCCUUGUUUAUGACUAUCACCCGUUGGCAGAAUCGCUCAAAGCUCGGCAUUUUGGACAGGGCAGCGGCACUUUUCUCGACGGCAUCAGUUAGUGUGAAGAAUUCAAGAAAAUAGGAAGAAGAAGAAGUAAAACGUAAUUCAGAGAAAGUCAAAUACCGAAGAAAAAUUCGUUUUCUCUUCAUUUUUCUUGUUUGAAAAAAAAAUAAACUGUUCGUCUUUAAACCUCAACUUCAUAAUUCUCGUUUUUUUUUUCAAGUUUGCUCAUCAGAGAAUUUGUUUUAUUUCUAUUUGAUAUUUUCCAGCUCACUCUGUAAUAGAUUCGAAAUCUGCAACGUGUUUUUGAAACGAAGUUGGAUUUUCUCUAGAGAGUUUGGAAUAAUAUUGUUUUUUUUUUCGCUUUCUUGGAAAGUUUUAGCUUUGACCAGAAAUCUAUAUUCGAAUUGAAACAAUCGUUCAAAUUUUAUUUAUUUUUUUUCAACCACCGACUUUUUCGGAGCUUUUAACUUUCUGUGAAAUUUUCAGGCGGUGCUAAGAUUGUUGCGAAUCAUCAAGCGCCGCACAAUGGGGCAGGUUUGUUGUGUCUUUCAUUCUCUGGCCUUACCUUCAUUGAGGUUCUUUGUUCAAAACAUACCUAUUUGUUUUGUUCAGGUGUUUCUGAAAUGACUUUGUGGUCGUACGUAAUCCAGCUGUCGGCAGCACUCCGCGCCAUUCACACCAGUGGACUGGCCGCCAAAACUAUCGAUCUCAGCAAAAUUUUGAUCCAUGGAAAACAAAAAGUGACCGUUUCAGCCUUUUUGAUCCAACUCGGAAGUUUGCAGUUGCUCAUUUCUUGCUGUGGCGUUCCGGAUGUCGUCAGUCCAGACCACAUGUCGAUUCCUCAGCAACAGGUUCCGAAUCAUUAUGAAGUCGAUCGACAACUGAGUGUUCAAUUUAAAAAAUAUUCUCUAAUAGAAUCUUGCAAAAUUGAAAAUAUCGCAAAAAACGGCUCCAUGCCUCGAUAUCUUCAAAUUUUUUUAAUGCUUUUUCAAACACACUAAUAAGAAUUAUACGGAGCAAACUGCUCGUAAUUACAAUGACUUGUUCAUAAUAAAACUUGAAGUUUUCAAACUUCUUUGAAUAAUUUUUCUAUUAAAAAAGUGGUUUUCAAAUUCAAAAAAAUUUUUCUCAAAAAAAAAGAGAAAGAUUAUUUUUUUCAGCUAAUGACUGACUUUAUAAAGAAGAAGAAGAAGUAUAUCUCAAGCCCUCAAAAGAAACAAGUGUGUUAGGUGGAAGAUCUGCACGCGCUGGGACGACUGAUGGUGGCACUCGCUACGGGGAACGCGUUCGGCGCGCGACGCGACUUGUUGCAACAGUCGCUCAACUACGUCCAGGGACACUACAGUCUCGACAUGAAAAAUCUCAUCAAGUACUUCUUUCCCACUACAACCUGCAAGAAUGUUCAUAGAUUCUCAAAAAAAACCUUUCAUACAAUAAGUUAAUUGUGAUGAAACAAGGAAAUUCCAAAGAAAAAAAAAAUCAGAUUCAAGUUUAUAUGAUCCACAAAAAUUGAAAUAUGUCAAGUUUUCUGUCAGCCUCAGAAUGAAUCGAAAUUGAAUAUUGUACUGUGAAAGAGUCUUUUUCCCUUUAUUCUGGUCAUCAAAUGUGAAAACGACGCUUUCAGUCAAGUGAAGAAUUUGCUUUUUUCAGUUACUUGUUGAAUCCGACGCCUGGUGUGAGAAAGUCGAUUAAUGAUAUUAUGCCAAUGAUCGGCGCCCGAUUUUACUCCCAGGUUGAUUAUCACGUAAUUGAUGAAAUUGAUUUUUGAAAAUUCGUUUAAGCUUCAGUAAGGUUCUCACUAUUUCAGGUGGAAAGCCAUCAGCAGCGGACGGAUUAUUUAGAAGCCGAGUUGAGCAAGGUUGGACCGUCGCGAAACAUUUCGAUUAGUGAAAUAAAAUGAAAAAGCUUCUCAUAAGCGGAAACUAGAAAAGAACUUUUUGUGUAAACUGAAUGAGAAAAUUUUUUUUGCCUUACCCUCCGACAUUUAAAAAAAAGAAAAUUACCAUGUUUAAAAAAAACUGUUAAACACAGGAACUGGAGAAUGGCCGUUUGUUUCGCGUUUUGUGCAAAAUGAACACGAUUCUGGAAAGAAAUGAGUGAGUUUUUCUUGAAAACAAAAUUGGAACACAUUUUUGGGAAUAAUCCAGCAUUUAAAGGUUACUAUCAGCGUUUAUAGGCAUAAUCGCGACGAGAAUUGGUCAGAAACGGGCGAUCGCUUCAUGAUCAAACUAUUCCGCGAUUAUGUCUUCCACCAGGUUUCAAUUCAUUGAUUUCAUGCGUAAAAUGAUUCGAUUCCCUUGGAGGUCAUGGAGAACGGUAAACCCUGGCUGGAUAUGGCUCAUAUCGUGCAGUGUUUGAAUAAGGUUCUUCUUUUGUGAUAUUUCUCAUUUUUCAUCGAUUCUCUUUCAGUUGGAUGCGGGAAUUUCUGAGAAAAUCGAGUUGGUCUCACGUGAUGGCGAGAAUUUGAUUAUUGUCAGUUAUGGCGACUUGAAAAGGUUUUUUUUUGUUUUGUUUUUUUCUCUGUGUUUUUGAAGCGCCUGGAGACUCAAAUACUCAAAUUUACUCUCUGUAAAAUUCUAAACUUAAUUAGUGUAAGGAGCGAAUUUCUUAAGUAUUAAAACAUGAUCUUUUGAAUUUUCAUUUUUCCUGAAGAAAAUUCCGAACUCAGGUACGCAUUCUUAGGCAAUUUUUGUUAUUCAGAUGUAUGGAAACUUCCUUCCGCGACCUGUGUGGCUCGAAUGUCGCCCAACGUCAUUGA